Acanthopagrus latus (yellowfin seabream) is the source of this 2136-nucleotide messenger RNA. RefSeq names its product dopamine receptor D4 related sequence (gene drd4-rs). Gene Ontology annotation, biological process: adenylate cyclase-activating adrenergic receptor signaling pathway; adenylate cyclase-inhibiting dopamine receptor signaling pathway. The record is from RefSeq and is a predicted model, not a curated record. The coding region runs from base 365 to 1609 and encodes 414 amino acids. NCBI's taxonomy places the organism in Eukaryota, Metazoa, Chordata, Actinopteri, Spariformes, Sparidae. The transcript has 6 exons. Gene Ontology annotation, molecular function: G protein-coupled receptor activity; dopamine neurotransmitter receptor activity, coupled via Gi/Go. Gene Ontology annotation, cellular component: plasma membrane.
UCAGUCUGUUCUGAGACAACGAGGAGGAGAUGAGAGGAGAUGAUAAACAGCAGAAGAAGAGUGAGAGGAGGAGCUGUGAAGAUGGAGAAUAUUUGUAAAUCAGUGAUUUUGGAUCAAUAAGUUGAGACACGUGAAGAAGAAGAAGAAGAAGAAGAAGAAGAAGAAGAAGAAGAAGAAGACGGGCGGUCUGACUAAAAGACGUUCUCUGAUCACUGCAGACAGAUCAUGAUGAGUGAAAAGAAGAAUCUGGAGAAUUCAGACUCAGUCUGCUGUCAUACUGCUGAAACUGAAACCCUCAGAGCACUAAGCCAACACCUGGGACAGGAAACAACAAGAUGUUGAAUCCAGCCCAGCAGCUGUCUUCAUGGCCUGCAUCAUGGACAAUGUGACACCUGACAGCCCACCAGGGGAGACGCACCUGAAGGACUACAACUACCUGGCCUUGGUCCUUGGUGUCCCUUUAAUCCUGGUCAUCAUCCUAGGCAACAUCCUGGUGUGUCUGAGUGUGCUCACUGAGCGCUCCCUGAAAACUGCAACAAACUACUUUAUCAUCAGCCUGGCGGUGGCCGACCUGCUGCUGGCAGUGCUGGUGCUGCCGCUCUAUGUCUACUCUGAGUUUCUGGGAGGUAUUUGGACAUUGAGCACCAACAUCUGUGAUGCUCUGAUGACGAUGGACGUGAUGCUAUGUACCGCCUCCAUCCUCAACCUGUGUGCCAUCAGCGUGGACCGGUACAUCGCGGUGGUGGUCCCUCUGAAGUACAACAGGAACCAGUUCAGCGUCCGUCAGCUGGCUCUCAUCACUGCCACCUGGGUGCUGUCUCUGGGUGUGGCAAGUCCAGUAAUCUUUGGUCUGAACCAGGUACAGGGUCGUGAUCCGAGCGUGUGCAAACUGGAGGACGACCGCUUUGUGGUGUAUUCAUCCAUCUGCUCCUUCUUCGUGCCUUGUCCUGUCAUGCUCUUCUUGUAUUAUUGGAUGUUUCGAGGCCUUCGGCGAUGGAGCGGUCGCAGUCGAUCUCAGGCAGGUCGAGUUGGUCGGCAAGCUCUCUCUUUACAUCUCGGCUUGGCUCUACAGCGAGUGAAAGCCUCGACCCCGGGGAGUCGAGGGAAGGUUGUAUACGCCACGGCGUCCAGUCUCAGCCCCACCUCACCAUCCACUAUUUCCACGAUGACACCCUCUGCAACCCCAGUGACAGAGGAGCAGCACAACGCGAUGGCAGUGGUAGCAGAGAGUGACCCGAUGACGACGCAGAUUGACAGCGUGUCAGAUGGUGAACCGACAGAGAUGAGGGAAGGCAGCAGCAGAGAGAACGGCCUGAUGAAGACAAAGAGAGGAAGAAGAAACAGUAAGAGCAGCAGAGUCAGCGGCAGAGAACGCAAAGCCAUGAAGGUCCUGCCUGUCGUUGUGGGUGUGUUUCUGGCCUGCUGGACACCUUUCUUCACUGUCCACGUCACCAAGGUGUUGUGUCAGUCAUGUGACAUCGGCCCUACCCUUAUCUCUGUGGUAACAUGGCUUGGUUAUGUCAACAGUGCCGUCAACCCAAUCAUCUAUACUGCCUUCAACACAGAGUUCAGGAACGUCUUUCACAAGCUACUCUGCUGUAGGACAUAAAACUGAACCUGGUUAACAAUGAUCUGAAACUGCAGAGUCUCAGAUGUCACCAUACUAAAACUGAGUCGAACUGAGUCUCAUACAUCUUGUUACCAGAGCUGAAUGCUCUUUAAGAGACUCAUCCAUCCAACUGUUUCUGACUAAAGCCUAAAUUAACAUCUCAGCAGGACACUCUGUCUCUCAUUUCGAAGGUUUUAAUCAUGUGCAAGUUAUUGUUUAAGCUAUAAGUACCCACAGCCUAGAUGCAUAAAAUCAGUGAAGAAGAGCAGAAUUAUAAAUGUAGUUUGAUAUCUGAGUGUUUAAUGUUGUUUUUAAAGGUGCCGACUCAUCUUAUUUUGUUUCUACCGAAAGUGUUGGUGAAGAUCUUUUUGAUUGAAGCAGAAAACAAAAACUGAAUGUUUCAUGAAGCCAAACAGAAAUAUUGUGAUGAACUAUAUUAAAGAGGUGAAUCUGGUUUGUAGCUGUGAUGUGAAGGUGAAGACAUGUAGCUCAUUAACUGAGAAAUAAUAAAGAUAAUUAACAAAUUA